CCUUUCCGUCAAAACACAAGCCACUACUUAUGUUCCUAGGAAAUUCCCACUGACAUUUUCAUUUUUCACAACUUGUCAAUAGCAAAGGACCGCUACCUGUCAAUAAAUACACCCAUCCCAAUAUUACAUAUAUACAAUAAUUCACCAACAAGUGCUAUUAAAAAAAAAAAAAAAAAAAUCUCUUCAAUGGCCAAACUUAGCAAUCAUGAAGUGGCUGUAGUAAUGAUACCACUACCAGCACAAGGCCAUUUAAACCAACUCCUCCACCUCACCCGCCUUAUCUCCGCCUAUCACCUCCCUCUCCACUUCACCGGAACCACCGUGCACCUCCACCAAGCAAGGACACGUGUCCAAGGAUGGGACCCACUUUCCAUAUCCAACAUUAAAUUCCACGAAUUGCCAACACCAUGUUACGAAAAUCCACCACCUAACCCAAAUUCCACCACUAAAUUCCCUUCCCAAUUAAUGCCUACUUUACGCGCCACGUGUCAUCUACGUCAUCCAAUUACUUCUCUUUUACGUGAACUAUCGUGUAGUAACAAAAGAGUUAUUGUUAUUUAUGAUUCUUUAAUAGCUUGGGUACUUCAAGAUGCUCCUAAUAUAGCAAAUGUUGAGUGUUAUAGCUUUCGUAGUGCGUCAGCUUUUACUUAUCACUCUUGGGAUAAAAGUACUGAAUAUGAAUUUGUUAAGAAUCUUCCAUCUAUGGAAGAUUGUUUAACUCAAGAAUUUUUAGAAUAUACCAAAGUACAAACAGAGUUUAGGGAAAUGGUUAAUUCUGGUGAUUUAUACAAUUCUUGCUAUGAAAUUGAAGGAUUAUAUCUUGAUUUGCUAUCAAAAGGAAAAAUUGCAAGUCACAAACAAUGGGCUGUUGGUCCAUUAAACCCACUGAAACCGUUUGCCAAAAAAGAAUCAAGAAAACCCAGUAUAUGUAUAGAUUGGCUGGAUAAACAAGAACCAAAUUCUGUCAUAUUUGUGUCUUUUGGAACAACAACUUCACUUUCAGAUGAAGAAAUUAAAGAAUUGGCAAUUGGGUUGGAGAAAAGUCAGCAAAAAUUCAUAUGGGUAUUGAGAGAUGCAGAUACAUGUGACAUUUUUAAUGGGAAAAGUAGAAAAGUUGAGUUACCAAAAGGGUACGAAGAAAGAGUGGGAAAAAGAGGACUAAUAGUAAGAGAUUGGGCCCCACAAUUGGAAAUAUUGGGACACGUGUCGACAGGUGGGUUCAUGAGUCAUUGCGGGUGGAAUUCAUGUAUGGAGAGUACAUCAAUGGGAGUGCCAAUAAUUGCUUGGCCAAUGCAUUCUGAUCAACCAAUAAAUGCUUAUUUGGUAACUGUGGUGUUGAAAAUUGGAGUAGUGUUGAAGGAUUGGGCAAAGAGAGAUGAGUUGGUUAGUUCAGUUGAAGUUGAAAAAUGUGUUAAGAGAUUGAUGGGUUCUGAAGAAGGAGAUGUGAUGAGAAAAAAGGCUAUGGAAUUGAGUAAGUCUGUGGUAAAUGGUGGUGGCAGUGGCAAAGAGAUGGAUUCUUUCAUUGCCCAUAUUACAAGAUAAAAACUUUGCAGUUUUCUUACUAGUUGAGCCUGUUUCAUGUUAUGUCAUACAGAAUGAAUCGCUAAAGGUUAUAGGUCGCGGUGGAAUGAUAAGUAUGUUUUUAUUUUUAUUAGCGUGUUCGAAUUGAAUUUCAAUUUUGGUAUGACCUUGAAAAGGUAUAAAGGUCGAGGAUUAGGACAAAAGGUUAGUAGGUACCAGAGUGCAGUACUUGUAGUUGUAUGUUUUAGAUAAUUGCGUAGUUAUUUUACUUGGUAUCGUGUAUUGAUAUUUGUUACUACAUUUGCUAUUUUGUUGUC
This is a messenger RNA of Lycium barbarum (goji berry), 1838 nucleotides long. Its product is annotated as zeatin O-glucosyltransferase-like. The record is from RefSeq and is a predicted model, not a curated record. The coding region runs from base 187 to 1542 and encodes 451 amino acids. Gene Ontology annotation, molecular function: UDP-glycosyltransferase activity. The transcript has a single exon. NCBI's taxonomy places the organism in Eukaryota, Viridiplantae, Streptophyta, Magnoliopsida, Solanales, Solanaceae.